Mastomys coucha (southern multimammate mouse) is the source of this 2285-nucleotide messenger RNA. It is a transcript of the gene Rpn1, whose product is annotated as ribophorin I. NCBI's taxonomy places the organism in Eukaryota, Metazoa, Chordata, Mammalia, Rodentia, Muridae. Gene Ontology annotation, cellular component: oligosaccharyltransferase complex; membrane. The transcript has 10 exons. The coding region runs from base 56 to 1882 and encodes 608 amino acids. The record is from RefSeq and is a predicted model, not a curated record.
GGUUGCGCCGUGGCGAGGGGGCGGGGCGCGUGUCGGUGGCGCUCAGCUCGCGGUCAUGGAGGCGCCGGUCGUCUUGUUGCUGCUGCUGCUGCUAUGUCUCGGGCCCUUGGCCCCGACGCCCGGCGGCGCCUCCUCGGAGGCUCCGCCGCUGGUCAACGAGGACGUGAAGCGCACUGUGGACCUGAGCAGCCACCUAGCCAAGGUGACGGCUGAGGUGGUCCUGGCACACCCGGGCGGCGGCUCCACUUCACGAGCCAGCUCUUUCGUUCUGGCCUUAGAGCCCGAACUGGAGUCACGGCUUGCGCACCUAGGCGUGCAGAUAAAGGGAGAAGAUGAGGAAGACAACAACCUAGAAGUACGAGAAACCAAAAUUAAAGGGAAAAGUGGGAGAUUUUUCACGGUUAAGCUCCCAGUUGCUCUUGAUCCUGGGUCCAAGAUCUCAGUCGUUGUGGAAACUGUCUACACCCAUGUGCUUCAUCCAUACCCGACUCAGAUCACUCAGUCAGAGAAGCAGUUUGUGGUGUUUGAGGGCAAUCAUUAUUUCUACUCUCCCUAUCCAACAAAGACCCAGACCAUGCGAGUGAAACUGGCAUCCCGAAAUGUGGAAAGCUAUACCAAGCUGGGGAACCCCUCACGAUCUGAAGACGUCCUAGAUUAUGGGCCUUUUAAAGACAUCCCUGCCUACAGUCAGGACACUUUCAAAGUACAUUAUGAGAACAAUAGCCCUUUCCUGACCAUCACCAGCAUGACCCGGGUCAUCGAGGUUUCUCACUGGGGUAAUAUUGCUGUGGAAGAGAACGUGGACUUGAAGCACACGGGCGCAGUACUGAAGGGGCCUUUCUCCCGCUACGAUUACCAGAGGCAGCCUGACAGUGGGAUCUCCUCCAUUCGCUCUUUUAAGACCAUCCUUCCUGCUGCUGCCCAGGAUGUGUAUUACCGGGAUGAGAUUGGGAAUGUUUCCACCAGCCACCUCCUUAUUUUGGAUGACUCCGUGGAAAUGGAAAUCCGACCUCGAUUUCCUCUCUUUGGAGGGUGGAAGACACACUACAUCGUUGGGUACAACCUCCCAAGCUACGAAUACCUCUAUAAUCUGGGUGACCAGUAUGCACUGAAGAUGCGGUUUGUAGACCACGUGUUUGAUGAGCAAGUUAUAGAUUCUCUGACAGUGAAGAUCAUCUUGCCUGAGGGAGCCAAAAACAUCCAGGUAGACAGUCCCUAUGAUAUUAGCCGUGCUCCAGAUGAGCUGCAUUACACCUACCUCGACACAUUCGGCCGCCCAGUGAUCGUUGCUUAUAAGAAGAAUCUCGUGGAGCAGCACAUUCAGGACAUUGUGGUGCACUACACGUUCAACAAGGUGCUCAUGCUGCAGGAGCCUCUGCUGGUCGUGGCUGCCUUCUACAUUCUGUUUUUCACCGUCAUCAUCUAUGUCCGUCUGGACUUUUCCAUCACCAAGGAUCCAGCUGCAGAAGCCAGGAUGAAAGUGGCCUGUAUCACAGAGCAGGUCUUAACCCUGGUCAACAAGAGGUUAGGCCUCUACCGCCACUUUGAUGAGACUGUCAAUAGAUACAAGCAGUCCCGGGAUAUCUCUACCCUCAAUAGUGGCAAGAAGAGCCUAGAGACAGAGCACAAAGCUGUGACCAGUGAGAUUGCUGUGCUGCAAUCCAGGCUGAAGACGGAGGGCUCUGACCUGUGUGACAGGGUAAGCGAAAUGCAGAAGCUGGACGCACAGGUGAAGGAGCUGGUGCUGAAGUCAGCAGUAGAAGCAGAGAGGCUGGUGGCUGGCAAGCUCAAGAAGGAUACAUACAUCGAGAAUGAAAAGCUCAGCUCAGGAAAACGCCAGGAGCUAGUCACCAAGAUUGAUCAUAUCCUGGACGCUCUGUAGCCCUUGUCUCCAGAGCAGGCCCAGGUUGCCUAUACUUCCAGAUGGUAAUGGAUAGGUAGAAAGAGAUUGUGAUUGUCCUAAGGCCUCAAGAAAAAAAAAGCGGAGGCCUAUCCAUGGCUGUGUAAGAAGCUGUCCCUUAUUUCUGAAUAGUUCCCUUUUUUAAAAAAACAAAAACCUAAACAAAAAUCCUGUUUAAAAGAUGAACUUGGUUGUGUUUUGAGCAAAGCCAUUUUCAGUAGUUGAUUGGUGGUGUUUUGUUUUGAUAGCUGGGAAUUUUUUCUGUCUUUAAGUCCUGUUUUAUGGUCUUCUGAUUCCUAAUGUUUGGUUCUUUUGUGAGCGUAUGCAUGGUUUUUUAAAAGUGUGUAUGACCAAAUGAAAAUAAAGGAGGGACUGUGAACAUUUG